UAAACUCCUUCCUGCUUCCUGUUGAGUGACCCCCCCCACCUCCUCCUUCCUACCCGCCGUUUGACUCCGCCUCUUCCGUGAUGUCAUCUCAGGCCACGCCCCUCCAGGUGCCCCGACCUAUGACCCCCCCGCUGCCUUCUCCAGGGUCACCAUGCUCUCCGGGGUCACCAGAGUCUCUUCAUCCCCCCGCCUACAGACAGAGAGAUCGCUCCCCCUCCCCCAUGAGAGGAUACCUCAUCCCCAGCCCUCUGCCCACCCGCAGGAACAGGACCUGCUCAGCGACAGCUCGAGCUUUAGAUGGUCCAUCCUUCACCGGCCUCUGUAAAUGUUUUUCCCGCUCUAAAGGCCACGGCUUCAUCACGCCGUCUGAUGGAGGGAACGACAUCUUCGUCCACAUCUCUGACAUCGAGGGGGAAUACGUGCCGGUGGAGGGCGACGAGGUGAGCUACAGAAUCUGCUCCAUCCCCCCCAAACACGAGAAGGUCCAGGCGGUGGAGGUGGCCAUCACUCACCUGAACCCAGGAAGCAAGCACGAGACCUGGGGGGGGGCGGGUGGUCAGCAGCUGAGAGGGGGGGGUGUUAGAUAUAUAUAGAGAGAGAGGUGCAGGGAUGAUGUAUUACUGUGCUGGUCCCUGAAGGCAGCAUCUCCCUGGUCCAAUGGGAUUCCUCCAUGAGAUUUUGGAUUAUAGCAAACAAACGUUUAUGAUACUUACAGGUUUAGUUCAGCAGGAAAACAUCUCUUUAUGAUUUCUGAAGUUCAAAGCUAACGUUAGGCUAUAAAGGAACUACCUGACAUGCAGAGAGAAUGAUUAUGAUAAGGAUGUAGAAAGAAACACAAAGGGAAAGAGUUUUCCAAAGAAACAUCUCGAGAAAUGUCCAUGAUUGGGCUCAACUGACGUAUUUUUUACAGCACGGUCACAUGACUUCACGUCACCACCGCUAAGCUAAAGGUGGCUAAUGUUGGGCGUGAUGACGUUUAGUCGUCUCAUUUAGACACUUGUUAGCAACCGCCAUUUUUUUUAUUCACCAGUCGGGGAUUUACUGAUAUAUUUUAUGAUGUAGAACAAGCGUUAACAUCUCUUACAGCUUGUGUUAAAACCACAUAACUUAUUUCAGGCUAACUACCAAAAACAAACCCAGAAAACCAUUGACCUCCAGACCAGGGGACAGGAAGUGAUGAAAUGCUGACUCAUGACAGGGUUUCACGACUCAUUCCUGCACCUCUCUGUUAGGAUGGGUAGAAGGGAGUUUUGUAUAGGGUUAUAAACAGGGUUCUAAAUAUAAGGGUCACAUCAGAGGGAAUGCUGAGUUUACUUUCAUUGAAAACGUGGGGAAUGAGUAGCUUAUCAAAUGGAUUGACUGAUAAAUAAAUAGAUCUUUGAUUAGGGAAAGACUUUGAGUUGAAUUGCUUGGGUUCGUUGACGUUGCCUUAAUGCAUUUCCUGGAUGAUGAAUUCCAGCAGUUAUUGAUUGUAAAUGAUCUUCCCUGAAGAGACGUGUUCAGCUCAACACUUGAUAACAAAGCUGAUUAGCAGAGUUAGAAAGAGACCGAUGCUGCAUGGCUUCAUGGUUCAGCACUACAGCCUUAUUCUUCUGUAUCCUCUGUAUUUGAUCAUGUGUGGGUGUUAUGGGUGAAUUAAAGCAUUUUCAACCACAA
Trematomus bernacchii (emerald rockcod) is the source of this 1656-nucleotide messenger RNA. It is a transcript of the gene carhsp1, whose product is annotated as calcium regulated heat stable protein 1. Gene Ontology annotation, molecular function: mRNA 3'-UTR binding. Gene Ontology annotation, cellular component: cytoplasm. Gene Ontology annotation, biological process: regulation of mRNA stability. Lineage: Eukaryota; Metazoa; Chordata; Actinopteri; Perciformes; Nototheniidae. The record is from RefSeq and is a predicted model, not a curated record.